This is a messenger RNA of Nicotiana attenuata, 2058 nucleotides long. Its product is annotated as salicylic acid-binding protein 2-like. The record is from RefSeq and is a predicted model, not a curated record. The coding region runs from base 764 to 1666 and encodes 300 amino acids. Gene Ontology annotation, molecular function: methyl salicylate esterase activity; methyl indole-3-acetate esterase activity; methyl jasmonate esterase activity. Gene Ontology annotation, biological process: salicylic acid metabolic process; jasmonic acid metabolic process. The transcript has 3 exons. Lineage: Eukaryota; Viridiplantae; Streptophyta; Magnoliopsida; Solanales; Solanaceae.
GGCCCGGCCUUCCCCGGAGCUUAGUGCACCGGGUUGCUCUUUUAAAGCAUUCUGAAAUAAAAUAUAAAAUUGCUCUUUUUCACUUGUGCAAAGAUUGCUAAAUCAGGUCUUUGGAAGAUGGUGCCUUUUUAAUGUUGAGUUUUAUGGUGUGCUGUCAAAGUUCCCGAAUUAUUGACACUUACACAUCUUUGGUUUUGAAGACAACUCCAUUGACGAGCAUAGCAAAAUAAGAACUUCCAACUGUAAUUCAACCACUUAAAUAUUACUAAUAGUUCCAAGUAAGACAACAUUAUAAAUUCUUGUCUGUUAAAAUAACCUAUUGAUAUAAAAGUAGGCUUUACAUCCAAACAACUACACAAAGAGAUUAGUAAUGCUCAAAAACAAUGCAAUAGCAAUCUGUGGAAGCAUUUAUGAGACAGUAAUCCAAGGCGUAAAGUAUCCUUGGAACAACCCAAACAAAUAGCCAAAUUCUUGUUUUCAUUCUAUUUGCUGAACAUACUAGGUUUUCAAUUUUAUGAAAGGACACAACUCUGCAGUAUUUGAUGAGCUUUUAGCACUUUGUGCUUGUUUUUGUUAUUUCCCUUUUGUAACUUUUUCUUCUACUCAUUUAUUUUGCAUAGCAUAUGGGAUAUAUGAAAGACUAAUCAGUAGACAGCAGAAAUCUAUCUGUCUACAAGAUCUCUAGCCUGAAUAAUUCAAUUAUUUAUUCUUUAUAAAGGUCAACUCCUCUAACUAUAAUAAGAUCCUUUAUCAUCUUCAAACCAUGUGUACAACUGCUCAUAGUUCAAAAGAAGGGAAAAAAAGAGAUAUGGAGAAAAGCAAGUAUCUGAUAAGUUUUCUGCUGCUACUUAUCUUGCCAUAUCUAAAUGCAACAACAUCAGGGACUAAAUGGCCUAAAGCUAGCAAGCAUUUCGUGCUAGUUCACGGGGUAUGCCACGGAGCCUGGUCUUGGUACAAGCUUGUGGCAUUGAUGAGAUCUUCGGGGCAUAAUGUCACAGCUCUUGACUUAGGUGCAUCAGGGAUCAACCCGAAACAGGUCCUUGAAAUCCCACGAUUAUCUGAUUACUUUAGUCCGCUAAUGGUGUUCAUGGCUUCUCUUCCCGCACAUGAGAAAGUGGUCCUUGUAGGUCAUAGCUUUGGUGGAUUCGCCGUCUCUAAAGCCAUGGAAAGCUUUCCAGAAAAGAUUUCAGUUGCUGUAUUCGUCACAGCUGGAAUGCCUGGCCCAACUCUCAAUGCAACCACUGUCUUCAUAGAGGCUUCUAGUGAAAUAAUAUCUCAACUUGAUAAUCGUCUUAUGUAUGACAAUGGACCCAACAAUCCUCCAACAACCUUCAUCUUCGGUCCAAAGUACUUGGCGAGUAAUCUUUAUCAGUUGAGCCCGAUUCAGGAUUGGGCGCUGGCUACUACAUUAGUAAGGCCAAUAUACUUAAACAGCCUAGAAGACAUAUCAAAGGAGAUUGUUCUUUCAAGCAAAAGGUAUGGAUCAGUUAGGCGAGUGUUCGUCGUGGCUGCUGAAGAUAAAGCUCUAACAAAGGAAUUCCAGCAGAGUAUGAUUGAAAGAAAUCCACCUGAUGAAGUGAAAGAGAUCUCAGGCUCUGAUCACAUGGUCAUGAUGUCUAAGCCCCUUAAACUAUUUACUACUCUUCUGCAGAUUGCCAACAAGUAACAAGAUAUAUAUCUUUAUUAGCUUAACCCAACUUGUGAUUACAUGAUAUCAAGGAUAAAAGCAUUAUUGCAAUAUACUUCAAUAUACAAGCAAGUUGCUCAUCUUCUUAUCUAUUUUGAGGUUAUCACUUCGCAUCUACAACAACAACAACGAUCCAGUGAAAUUCCACUAGUAGGGUCUGGGGAGGGUAGUGAGUACGCAGACCUUACCUAAGGGAUAGAGAGGUUAUUUCCGAAAGACCAUCAGUCCAAAAAAUGCAAUAUCAAUAAAAACCAUGGAAAAAGAAAAAAAAUAACAGCAUAAUAAGAACCAGAAAAUAGAUGGAAAGCACAACAAUAACUAGUAGAUAAAGCCCGGCACUAAGAUGAAGGAAAAAAUAGUGAGAACUCAAC